UGAAAGUUUUCAUGCGGCGCAAUAUUUUUAGCUUGUUAGCAUGCUAGCAUCAGCGUCGUCGAUAAAAAUUCACAGCACUACUUGCUCUUUUAUUCUUAAGCGUUUGAAUAGUACAGAACCAUGUACUUUUGCCACAUAUUAUAAAUGCGAAGCACGCAAGUGUAGUAGCUUUGCGCUGUUUUUAACGCACUAGUCUUGCUUGAUCGGGAUGUUUUUACCCUUAACAUGGAGACAAAAAGAGGGGAGAUUCCUAACGGGGUGCUGGAUGACCUUUGCAGUCGCUUUAUUCUUCACAUCCCCAGUGAGGAGAGGGACAAUGCCAUCAGAGUUUGCUUCCAGAUUGAGCUUGCCCAUUGGUUUUACCUGGACUUCUGCAUGCAAAAUUCACCAGGACUACCUCAGUGUGGGAUAAGAGACUUUGCCAAGGCUGUUUUUAAUCACUGUCCAUUCCUGCUGCCCCAAGGAGAGGAUGUUCAGAAGGUUUUAGAGCAGUGGAAAGAGUACAAGAUGGGUGUACCUACAUUUGGUGCCAUUAUUCUUGAUGAAACGCUUGAUAAUGUGUUAAUGGUCCAGGGUUACCUGGCCAAGUCUGGCUGGGGUUUUCCUAAAGGGAAAGUCAAUGAAGAUGAGGCUUUCCAUGACUGCGCUGUGAGAGAAGUUUUGGAGGAGACAGGCUUUGACAUCCGAGAUCGUAUCUGCCAAAAAACCUACAUUGAACAGAGAAUUUCAGAUCAGUUGGUUCGAUUGUAUAUUAUACCCGGAGUUCCUAAAGACACCAGGUUUAACCCCAAGACCAGAAAAGAGAUCAGGAACAUCGAAUGGUUCCCAGUGGAUAAACUACCUUGCCACAGGAAUGAUAUGACACCGAAAUCCAAGCUUGGACUGGCUCCUAACAAGUUUUUUAUGGCUAUUCCAUUUAUGAGGCAGCUCAGAGAGUGGAUUGCAAAACACAAAGGAGAGUCAACAAGCAGUGAUGAGGAUUUUGCAUCCAACGGUAGCACACCUUGCAAACCAUUCCGAACUAAGCCUAGAAGGUCUCAGAUGUUGGUGGAAGCAUCUCCUGAAAGCUGGUCAAAGCAAAAACCACAGAAACCCUUUGGACAAACCACCCAGAGUGAGUUAGUAGACAUGCUUAAACCCAAGAACUAUGUGAAAAGUAACAGCAAGAAACACCAGGAGUCUCCAAACCUGAAAAAAAGGGUUAAUGGUGUCAGCCAGCAGCAGAAAGAUGAGAAGAAACUUCUGCCCAGAAGACUGCAGGAUAACUUUGACACGGAUGCAGCCGGUGAAGUCUAUGGCUGUAACGGACAGGCGGACUUGUGUUACGGGGAAUACAUCCUCUCCUCACGGUCUUUUCUCAGCUUCAGAUUUGACAAAGAGGCAAUCAUGAAAUCCUGCUUUGAGUCCUAAAUAUCUGCUGCACUGCCUCUGGUUUUUAAAAGAUAUACGACACAGCAAAUUUCCUUUGGAUCUACAAGUGGAUCUUCUGCGCUGUAAACUUGUUAGUCGAGAUGCAUUCGGUGUUGGACCAAGAUGACAGACAAAUUACAAAAAUUCCUUUUUUCACACACUCACGUCAGUUCCUAUUAAUCAGGAUCUGGAAUGCUGUUAGCUCGAGUUCUUUUUAGACUUUAUAUUUAUGCUACUUGUGCCCAAUCAUGAGUGCAUAAUCACUAAAGAGAAGUGUUUCUUGGUCAACUUGUUACAAAAAUAACUUUUCCUGGGUUUGUCCGUAACACGCUUAACGAUAGCUUGGUUCUGAGCCCCUGGAGUGUGUGUUGUACUUUUCUUAUUUCAUUGUGAAUUACAAUAAUAAUCGGUCCAGCUGUAUGCGUAAUUUCUGUGGCUGAAGUCAUCUGUGUUUGUUGUUUCCUGUUUUUGGUGUUAAACGUAAAGCAAAUAUAAGAUGCUGCUCAAAAAGCAUGCUUUCAGAGCGUCACGUGACUAAUACAGUACAGACAGGGUGGGCAUAAAAACAGGAAAACCCAUUGAAGCACUAAAUAGAUUAUCAAGUCCUAGACAUCACCAAAUGUCUAUUUAGUAUGACGUUGAGGUGGAGGAUGUGCAGUUUGAUAAAUGACAUUUCGUCCGUGUUUCCAAUAAGAAAAAUGUCUUCAGUUGUUUGGUCAAGCUGUUUGUUUUCUGUUCAUUGAUAUUUUUAUCAUGCUUCACAUGGUUCCCAGGUUUUCCACACCCUCUACUAUAUUAAUAUUUUCUCUGUGAAAUGGCACUGAUAUCUGUGGUAAGAUGAUGUACAAUUAUGCAACAUGAUUUGCUCGGCCACAUUAUCCACGGUUUGUAUUGUUUUUUUUUUCUUUCUCAUUUUUGGUAAAUAAAGACACUUUCUUAAUGAG
Puntigrus tetrazona (Sumatra barb) is the source of this 2354-nucleotide messenger RNA. RefSeq names its product decapping mRNA 2 (gene dcp2). Gene Ontology annotation, cellular component: cytoplasm; P-body. The transcript has 11 exons. The coding region runs from base 226 to 1410 and encodes 394 amino acids. The record is from RefSeq and is a predicted model, not a curated record. Gene Ontology annotation, molecular function: manganese ion binding; RNA binding; 5'-(N(7)-methylguanosine 5'-triphospho)-[mRNA] hydrolase activity. Lineage: Eukaryota; Metazoa; Chordata; Actinopteri; Cypriniformes; Cyprinidae. Gene Ontology annotation, biological process: deadenylation-dependent decapping of nuclear-transcribed mRNA; nuclear-transcribed mRNA catabolic process, nonsense-mediated decay.